GGCCACUUGCACGGAACAAGGGGUUAACUAAAUAAAUAGUGGGUUAAUAAACCCGGGGUUAACUCGUUAAAAUUUUAACCCCGAUCUUUUGUUGCACCAUUGAAAACUAACUUAGGGUUAGCUAACCCGACAGUUUUUUUAUUUUAAGCAGGCAACAUUAUUACUUUUUCAAUCCGUUCUAUAAACCAGCCAAAUAUUAAAGAACGAAUGAUGAAUGGAAAUGUAUGUCUAUCUCUUUUACGCCACAACAUGGGGCGUAAUACUAUCUUUCUUUAAAGCAACACGGCAUGAUAUUUCGUCUAGGCGUAUUAUAUUUGUGUCAUGAGAUGCCGCUGUGUACUGUUUACUGUUUUUAUCAGCUCUGAUGACGAACGGUUGCACUCCUGCCUGUUUUCACAGUUUGUGUCUUGAAAGAAGAGCGUAAAAUGGACAACGAUAAAAAGCCACGUGUGCGUGCUCCGAACUUCACAAAAAGUGAUUUUCUACUUUGUGUAGUACGGUGGAAAAACAUAAACAAGUAAUUGAAAAUAAGAAAACGGACGGAGCACAACUCCUUCUUAAACAAAAGGCUUGGCAAGAGGUCAUGAGGGAAUACAAUUCUUCCACGACCGGUUCUAGUCGAACGUUAGAAAGCCUUCAGCAAACGUAUAAAAACCUGAAGAAAAAGGCAAAAAAGACUGCCUCUGACAAGAAGAUGGGUAUUCCAGUGGAUAGCGCCACUUUGGUGCUAAACCUUGAAGAGUAUGGUAGUGACUGGGGCAAAGUUGCUGCAAAUACAGGUGCUAGCGAAACUUCGUGUUCGCAGCAUUAAAGAAAGAAGCAAGAAAAAGUGAUACAAAUUUGAAAAGAAAUAUUAUGGGUACAGGAGGUGGGCCACCACCUAACAUUGAAAAUGAUCCAGUUUUGGAAAAAGUCAAAGUCCUUGCUGGACCGGUAAUACAAUAGAACUACACCACUACACCAAUAGAACUUCAGAACAUGAGAUCAGAUUCUACAUUAUUGGAUUCCUAUAUGCAAGAAACUGAAGAUAAUUAUGAUUGCCAGAACGAGACAUAUUUUGCUAAUGACAAAACAAAUACUAAGAAAAAAACACACAAUUUAUUGACUUCUUCUACAAUAACUGAUCCGGUUAUUCAAGAGAAUCCAGAUCAAGUUGAUUGCCAGGAUGAGACAUAUUUUACUAAUGACAGAGCGAAUUUGAAGAAAAAGCCACACCAUUUAUUGACUCGAAAACGGAAACCAGAUGCUCAAAAUAAACAGACUGUAGCUGACAAAUUUAAACUACUUGCUGCAGAAAAAGUUGAGUUACUGGAGCUGCAAAAGGAGUUGGUUAGGAGUCAAUUAGAUGAGCAACAAAAACAAGCAGAACAUAACCAGACAUUGAGAGAAAUGGAGGCAGAAGAUGCAAAAAAAAAAAUACUUACAUAAUGAUAAACUUAGAGAAAUGGAGAUGGAGGAAAUGAAGAGGAGAUAUGUAUUUAAUGAAAAAAUGAGGCAUUAUUAAUCUCUAAUCGUCCAACUUUCAUACCUAUAUGAUCUAUAUGUGACUGUGCACGGGAAAACGUCCCACUUUGUCAAUUGCUAUAAAGCCGCACGCCGUUCUGACGUCAGGUUGGCGCGCAUAGCCGUGUAUCGCCCCAACGUGUGGGAACUCGAACUAUAGAGACAUUGAACCCCGCUCGGGAAGGUCAUUUCAAAUUAUUAUUGAAAUAAAAAAAAUAUUUGUUUUGAU
This is a messenger RNA of Leguminivora glycinivorella, 1732 nucleotides long. RefSeq lists its product as uncharacterized. The transcript has 6 exons. The coding region runs from base 979 to 1428 and encodes 149 amino acids. The record is from RefSeq and is a predicted model, not a curated record. Lineage: Eukaryota; Metazoa; Arthropoda; Insecta; Lepidoptera; Tortricidae.